AAAGGCACACCUACAAGGAAAAAAUUCAAGAGAAAAUGAAGGUUCCUUGAACCUACUACUUUCCUAACCAAAGUCUCUGAACAAGUUCGAGUUCUUACUCGGUCACAUGACAUCAUUAACAACCGCGUUUCCGUUUAUAUAAACUUACCCAUCCUUCUCUUUCAGCUUCUUGAAUCCAAAAUUCUUCUUCUUCUUUUGUCAGCUGCAUCAAUAGAAUUAGAAAGCUUAUGAAAGAAAUGUUUCUAUUUAGAUCAAUUUUCUGUUUGUUCUUCUUCUUCUCAACUUGCUUGCUUCUCUUUUCUUCAGCCAAUGGUAUUCGAUCUUUCAAGAUCAGAGAUAACAAUGGCCAUGAAAAUAAUGAGUUCAAAGAUGCUUCCUUUUUGCAAUUUAAAGAGGCGCCAGAAUACAGAAACCAGCAAAGUUGCACUGUUUUUGAUGAAAGAAACAAUUUGCAAGAAUUGUUAUGUGAACCAUCACUUGUUCAUAUUGCAAUGACCCUUGACCUUGAAUACCUUAGAGGUUCUCUGGCUGCGGUUCAUUCUGUUGUCAAACACACUUCUUGUCCUGAGAAUCUCUUCUUCCAUUUCAUCAUUUCAUCUGAAUCUGAUGCUGACUUUGCAAGUAUUGUUCAAUCUUCUUUUCCUUCACUGAAAUUCAAAGUGUACGUGUUCAAUGUAAGGUUAGUCAAUGCUCUCAUAUCACCUUCAAUAAGGGAAGCACUUGAGAAUCCUUUGAACUAUGCAAGGAGUUACCUUGCUGAUUUGCUUGAUCAAGGUGUUGAGAGAGUAAUCUACUUGGAUUCUGAUGUCAUAGUUGUUGAUGACAUCCAAAAGCUUUGGAAGGUUUCUCUGAAAGAUUCAAGUUCAAAAGUCAUUGGUGCUCCUGAAUAUUGUCAUGCAAAUUUCACAAGAUACUUCUCCUAUGAGUUUUGGUCAAGUUCAGAGUUCCUUAAGAUCUUUGAAGGGAAGAAGAAAAGGCCUUGUUAUUUCAACACUGGGGUUAUGGUAAUGGACUUGGGUAAAUGGAGAAAAGGUGAAUACACCAAGAGGAUUGAGAAAUGGAUGAAAGUUCAGAAGGAAAGAAGGAUCUAUGAGUUGGGUUCACUACCUCCAUUCUUGCUUGUUUUUGGUGGUGAUGUUGAGCCUAUUGAACAUAGAUGGAAUCAACAUGGUCUUGGAGGGGAUAAUGUUGCUGACAGUUGCAGGAGUUUGCAUCCUGGUCCAGUUAGUUUGAUGCAUUGGAGUGGUAAAGGGAAGCCAUGGAAAAGGCUUGAUGCCAAGAAGCCAUGCCUUGUUGAUUAUCUGUGGAAACCUUAUGAUCUUUACUUACAGCAUGAUCAUCAUCAUCACCGCCAUAGAAUUGCCAAGAGAUUAGCAGAUUCUUGAAUUUUUUUUCAAAGGGAAUUUAGAAGAUUUGUAUUGGUUAGUUUGUAGAGUGACCAAGAUUCUUUGUUUUGUAUAGAUAGAAAACCAUAGAAAGAUUUUCAGUUAAUACAUUUUUGUUUACUGCUUUAAUAAAAACAUUUCAUAUGAUAUGGUAACAUGUUUGCUGUUUGGAUUU
This is a messenger RNA of Arachis ipaensis, 1560 nucleotides long. RefSeq names its product putative galacturonosyltransferase-like 10. NCBI's taxonomy places the organism in Eukaryota, Viridiplantae, Streptophyta, Magnoliopsida, Fabales, Fabaceae. The record is from RefSeq and is a predicted model, not a curated record. Gene Ontology annotation, molecular function: glycosyltransferase activity. Gene Ontology annotation, cellular component: Golgi apparatus.